UCAGCCACACGUGCUUCCUCCCGCAGCAGCAUGCACUGUUUCUACAGCGGACUGUGAGCAGGAGAUGUCUGUAGAGAUGGUGGAGCUCUCCGUGAAAACAGCGGAGCCGGUCCGCCCGGCCGGAGUCCUGCAGCAGAACCGUGUCUUCCUCGACUUCUUCUGGGACAUAGCCAAGCCCGACCAGGAGGUCCGGCUGAAGGCGGUGGAAAACCUGAUCCAGUACCUGAAGACCCACGACCAGGCAGAUGAAUUGGAGUACACAUUCAAAAGACUGGUGGACGGACUGGCUCACACUCGAGAGGCUGCGAGGCCGGGCUUCAGCCUCGCUCUGGGACAGGUCUUGAGUGCCUUUGAAGAUGUUUCUCUACAGAGUGUUCUCGACAGAAUCAAAGAAAAGCACAAUCUGCAGACGGUGAAAAAAAAACUCUUCAGAAAUGCUAUGUUCGGGAACUUGUUCGGUGUCCUCGCCCUUCAUCAGUCCGGCCGCCUCCCUAAAGAUCCGCAGGUGGUCUUGGGGUGUGUGAAGCUCCUGCAGAGUCUCAGUCAGCGCAAACAGCACCUGAAGGACCUGCCUACUAAAACCAUGAUGGACAUCCUCAAUGAGAUCCCAGAGGAGGUGUUUGAGGAGGUGCUGCUGAGCGCACUGCAGACCGAGCUGGAGGCAGCGUUCAGCACCCCGGAGCAGCUGCAGUUGUUGCUGGUGGCUCUGCGGCGCUUCCCUCAGACGCUCAAACCUAAAAAACUGAAGAAGCUGCUGGGCUGCUCCACCAUCAUCAACGCUGACAACAUCCCAAAGUUGACGGAGGUGUUGAAGAUGGCGGCGCGCUCAGUGAAGAAGGAGUGUGUCCUCCCCUCGGUGGUGCUGGACCUGCUGAAGCUCUCUCUGAAGGAGGACAGCUUCCAGCUCUUCUGGAACAACGCCAUCAUCAAAGGCCUGCUGAAGGAGGCGCCUGGCCCCGCCCACUACCUGAGUUUCCGGCUGCUGGGCAGUGCGCUGCCUCUGUCUGCAGAGCAGCUGCAGGAGGUGUUAUCUGGGGAGGUGAUGCUGCAGUACGGGGAGCACGUGGUGUCUGCUCAGAAACCGGACCGCUUCAAGCUGGCUCCGGAGAUGGAUGUCUUUGUGUCGGACUUCCUGGAGGAGUGUCAGGACGCCGACAAACAGCUGAUCGUGAUGGUGCGCUUCUCCGCGCUGACCAACAAGGGCUACCCGGUGGUGCCGUCGGUGUGGAGGGUGGUGCAGCACCUGCAGCCCGCCGCCGUGCAGCAGUACGUGGCGUGGCUGAAGAGCACGUUCCUCAAACCGCAGCUCGACAAGCUGCUGGACUUCAGCACGCGCAAGCAGAAGGACAACCCGGCAGCAAAGGAACAGACGGAGGACUCCAUAUUCCGCCUGAGGAAGUGGAUUAUUUCUCGGCUCUGUGCGAUCAUCGAUAACCACCUGGUGAAGAAGUCUGAGGAUCUGAUCAUGGAUGUGGCCAGGUUUGUCUUCUUCCACGCGUUCUUCGGUACCAAGAAGGCCUCGGCCGACAUCCCGGAGACGAAGGGGAAGCUCUCCGUCCCGCUGGACGAUAAAACCAGAGCAGUGCUCGUCAAUUCUUUCUUUGGCCUCCUCCUUUCCAUGCACCACCUCCCUCUGGCUGAGGACUCUCCUGAGGGUGCAGCAGUGAAUCAGAAGCGUGCUCUUGGCGUCACGGCCGACGGCAACAUGUGGAUCUACCACCUGGUGCAGUACGCUCAGGUCCUGCUGAGUCAGCCCAAACACACCCAGAGCAGCCAGCCCUUCAGCGCCGAGCAGAGCCAGGCCUGGGACAGCAUGCUGGAGUCUGUGGCGAACCUGAAGAAGAAGGCAAAGAAAGGUCCGUCUGCAGAGAGCAGCGCCUUCCAGCAGCUCUUCCUGUUGGUCGGCAUGCACCUCUUCAAGGCCCCUGAAGAGCUGCUGGUCAUCAUGAAGGACCUGCAGAGCUGCAUGGACAAAGCUCAGGAGAAGAAAGCCAAGAAGAAGAAGAAGAAACAAGCCACAGAGCAGGAGGAGGAGCCGGAGUGGGUGGAGGUGAUGGUGGACAUCUUGCUGUCUCUGCUGUCCCAGCCGAGCCGACACAUCCGACAGGUCUGCAGGACGGUCUUCUCUUCCAUCUGCCCCAACGUCACCGCUGCCGCCCUCACUGCUAUCUUAGACGUCCUAGACCCAGAGAGGGAUGACGAGGAAGACGCCGCUGUGGUCGUCACUGAUGACAACAAAACCCAGAAGAAGAACACAAACGAGGAAGAUGAGGAGGAAGAGAUGGAGCAGUCUGACGGAUCAGAUGAUGACUCUGAAGGAGAAGAUGAUGAAGAAGCAAUGGAGGAGGAGGACGACGAUGAAGACGACGAGGAUGAUGAAGAGGAGGAAGUGGGGCCAGUGGACCAAAAUUUCCGUAUUGAGAUGAUGAAGAUCCUGCAGCAGCAGAAGUCUCUGGCCAAAGAGGAGGACGGCAGCAGUGACGAAGAGAUGGACGAUGACGCCAUGCUGGAGCUGGAUAAAGGUCUGGCGGCACUUUUCUCAGAGCAGAAGAAAAAGGCCCAGGCCAAGAAAGACGAGAAGACAAAAAUGCAGAAAGAGAAAGCACUCGUCCGAGACUUUAAGAUCAAGGUGUUGGAUCUGCUGGAGGUGUUCGUGGCUCGGCAGGCCGGCAGUCCUCUGGUUCUGGGUUUGGUGGAGCCUCUGCUCACCAUCAUCGACCGAGGGAUGAGCUCCGACAGCGACCAGCAGGAACAGGACUUCCUCCGCCGAGCUGCAGAUAUCUUCAGGAACCAGCUGUGCCGGUCUAAGGUUUACUGCAGGACCGUCGGUGACAGAGAGGGGGAGCUGCACGACCUUCUGGAGAAGCUGAUGACGAAGAGCCAGAAACUGUCCGACUCCUCCGUCUGCCUCUACUACUUCAGUGCGUCUCUGUACGUGGUGAAGGUGCUGCGAGGAGCUCCAGCUGCUGAGGCCAAAGAGGAGCAGACGGCUGACGGAGCUGCAGGACGUGACUUGAAGUUCAUGGGCAGCUUGGAUGUGGACCGGGUCUCCAGGAUCUUCACAGAAGCUCUGAACUCCUUCAUGGGCCGCAGGAAGAGCCCGCUCACUGCUCAGAUGUUCACAGAUCUGUUCACCAGGUUCCCCGGUGUGUGUGUGAAGAUGUUGGAUGCAGCCGUGCCGCACAUCACAUCGGGGGUCAGAGUUCACCAGCAGGGCCAGGCGUGUGUGCUGGUGCUGCGGGCGAUGCAGAGCAGGGAGGUUCAGCAGCUGCUGAGCGGCGCUCCGUGGACCGAGCUCUGUGGGAAGGUCUCGGCUCAGUUGACAGCAAGUCUGCAGAAGGUCGGUGAGACGGAGAGCAAGGUGGUGAAGGAGAAGGUGGUGAAGUCCCUGGAGCUCUGCCAGUUCCUGGUGAAGAACAUUCACCAGCAGAAGCUGUCUGUGGACCUGGAGCCACUGCAGAGCGUCCUGCAGUCGCUGACCAGCACCAUCGAGUUCAAAAAGACAGGGCAGCUGGAGGACACCUACUGGGCCGUGGUGAAACACUUUGGAGUCAUGAAACCCAAAGUUGAAAAGACAAAGCCCGAAAAGAAAGAGGACCCAAAGCAACUUCUGAAGAAGAAGAAAGGUUUUCUGCCAGAGUCAAAGAAGCGUAAGAAGCGAGACGUGCCUAUCUUAGAGCCGGCAGCCGCAGCAGCCGCAGCAGCAGCGGCGGAGAACCCGACCUUCAGAGGGAAACCGGGAGCAGGCAAAGGACACGCUAAAAAGAAACAUGACAAGAAAACAAAACAGAAGCGACCGGCCGAUGGAGCGGCGGCUUCUCAGCCCAACCCGGCCAAGAAGAGCAAGACGACGUCGUCUGAGAGCAACACGGCCAAGAAGAAGAAACCCAAACAGAAGAAGGAGGGAGGGGGGGGGGAUGUGAAGUGGACACUGCUAUUGAAAUGAUUUUUUAAAACAGGCUUUCGUCUUUUUUGUUUCUGUCUUGGCUGCGAUUUUGUUUCAGACGUGUUUCAAUAUGAGAUGUUUAAUACAUACUGAGACUCCAGACGUGUGGGACGUGAAUUUAGAUGGAUUAUUUUUCUAACGUUUGACUAGAAAUAAUAAUGUCUACAACAAUAAAUGUAUUUCUCCUCCCAGAGAUCACCAUAACUCUGCUCCCGCUGCAGCUUUCUGUGUGCAUUAUUGAUAAGAAACAUUUGUAAUAUGUAAAAAGCAACUAAACCUUGUUAUACAUUA
Molecule: messenger RNA, 4237 nt
Organism: Eleginops maclovinus (Patagonian blennie)
Lineage: Eukaryota; Metazoa; Chordata; Actinopteri; Perciformes; Eleginopidae
Gene: mybbp1a
Product: MYB binding protein (P160) 1a
Biological process (GO): regulation of DNA-templated transcription
Cellular component (GO): nucleolus
Molecular function (GO): sequence-specific DNA binding; transcription corepressor activity; transcription factor binding
Source: RefSeq, a predicted model, not a curated record